CACUUGAGGGUCGGGGUGUUUUAACCGCUGGACAGGCAGGGAAAGCGACCGCAUUAGCUGUUCGAUUGCGCUAGUAACCGGUUGAAUUUUCCGCAGAAAAUGCGCUUGUUAAUCUCCUGCCUCCUCCUGGGGCUGGCCAAUGCCGGGGAAUAUUCAGAACGAUUUCUCACCCUCUACAAUCAAAUCGUCGACUCGAACAACGGCUACUACUCAAGCCAUGGGGUGCCGUACCACAGUCUGGAGAACAUGCUGGUAGAAACUGUGGAUCACGGCCAUGAAACCGACUCGGAAGCCAUCAGCUACAACAUCUGGCUGCACGCCAUGUACGGGGCGAUCGCCGACGAUUUUGCCCCUUUCAACAACGCCUGGUCGGUCAUCGAGAACUAUCUCAUCCCUCAGGCGCAAUACAACAUGGACAAGGCUACACUUUCCAUGGACUUUACUACGAAAAUGAACCGCUGGACGACGACGGUACCAGCGACUGGUUCGGCAUGUGGUCCUGGACAACCGACAGGCUGGCCCAGUACUACUACAUAACUGGCGAUGAAACCGCCCGAUCGGUGCUGGAAAAGUGGUUCACUUGGCUCUAUCAGCACAUGACUGUCAGCGACAAUUCCUACAGUGUCCCGAUGAUGAUCUCCUGGUCUGGCAGUCUGCCAACCAAUGCAAAAAUGAACGUGCUCGAGUCCGGAUCCAGGUUCUUCGGCGUUGGCAGCUCGAUUGCCAGAUCGCUCAGCUACUAUGCGGCCAAGUCUGGGGACUCCAAGGCCAAAUCCACCGCCAAACAGCUGUUAGAUGUGAUUUGGAAGAAUCACAAGGACUCGAAAGGACUGUAUGUGCGCUCGGACUUGUCCGCCUUCACCGCUGUUAACACUAAGGUUUAUAUUCCUGUCGACGGUUGGACCGGCACUUAUCCAAAUGGCGAUAAAAUCACCGCCUCCUCCAGCUUCUUGGACAUCCGAUCCUGGUACAAACAGGACGAAAACUGGCCCCAACUUCAGGCCUACUUGAACGGGGGCUCAGCCCCCGUGGUGGACUAUCAUCGUUUCUGGGAGCAGGCCGAUAUGGCGCUGGCUUUGGGAGCGUAUUCGCUCCUCUUCGAGUGAUCAACACCGACAAUAAAUAGUAUAAAAAUCAA
Messenger RNA from Dendroctonus ponderosae (mountain pine beetle), 1138 nucleotides. Its product is annotated as exoglucanase B. NCBI's taxonomy places the organism in Eukaryota, Metazoa, Arthropoda, Insecta, Coleoptera, Curculionidae. Gene Ontology annotation, biological process: cellulose catabolic process. Gene Ontology annotation, molecular function: cellulase activity. The record is from RefSeq and is a predicted model, not a curated record.